Molecule: messenger RNA, 3049 nt
Organism: Pungitius pungitius (ninespine stickleback)
Lineage: Eukaryota; Metazoa; Chordata; Actinopteri; Perciformes; Gasterosteidae
Gene: sntb1
Product: syntrophin, basic 1
Exons: 8
Coding region: 193-1860 (555 amino acids)
Cellular component (GO): dystrophin-associated glycoprotein complex; synapse; intracellular anatomical structure
Molecular function (GO): structural molecule activity; protein binding
Source: RefSeq, a predicted model, not a curated record
UAGAAUCUACGGCGGGCGGAGCGGGGAGCAGCUUGCGCCAAAGGGCUCGGGCUGGUCGGUCGGGACGCAUGACGAGUCCCUCUGAAAACUUCAGAGGGGGGGCAAAGUCCAGCCGAACUGCGAGGGGGAGUUAAUGUGUGAGAGGGUAUCCGGGAACAAAAUCACGUGUAUGCUUAAAGAAAUGCUCCGAAGAUGGCGGUGGUAAUAACGACGGGAGUUUCAGGUGUCUCCGGAGUACAAAAAAGUGGAUUUCUUGAUGUUUUGGUGCGGGAACAUUGGCACAAAGUUUUGGUCAACUUAAACGAGGAAGCGCUCACGUUAAGCUGCGAGGAGGGCUGCGAUCCAGACGACGCGGACGACAGCGUCACCUCCAACGGUCUCACCAACGGGUCUUACCUUGGCAACAAUAACGCCAACUCCAACAACGGCCCCCAAGCCGCGCGCACUGCGUUCACGGACCUCCCGGAGCGAGUGCCAGAGGCCAUCGCCAACCGAAAGCGCUGCGUUAAGGUGACCAAGCAAGAGAUCGGGGGACUCGGCGUCAGCAUCAAAGGUGGGAAGGAGAAUAAAAUGCCCAUCCUCAUCAGCAAGAUAUUCAAGGGACUCGCGGCGGACCAGACCCAGGCUCUGUACGUCGGAGACGCCAUUCUGUCCGUGAACAGUGUGAACCUGCGGGACGCGACCCACGACGAGGCUGUGCAGGCGCUGAAACGGGCCGGGAAAGAGGUGACACUGGAAGUGAAGUACAUGCGUGAGGCCACGCCAUACGUCAAAAAAGGCUCCCCAGUGUCAGAGAUCGGCUGGGAAACCCCACCUCCGGAGUCUCCUCGCCUCGGCAGCCCGACCAUCUUCUCCUCUUCCUCCUCCUUCUGCCCAUCUGACUCUCCCAGCUCUCCUUCCAUGCCCUCUCUGUCCCUCCAGGGGGACAGGAGGUGCAUACCACUCAAGAUGUGUUGUGUAACUCGAGCCAUGACCACACCAGACCCUGAGAACAGACAACUGGAGCUGCACUCCCCAGACGCCAGGCACACCGUGGUGCUGAGGUGCCCGGACCAGCCGUCUGCCCUAUCCUGGUUCUCUGCCAUGCAUUCUGUCACAUCCAAACUGGCAAAGCAGGCACUAUCAGAGGUCAUCCACAGCACAACCAGGACGGAUGUAGCUGGCAGCAAAGAGAUACGGCACCUGGGAUGGCUGGCAGGGAAGACAGAGAGUGAGAAGCAAUGCUGGAAGCCGCUGCUGGUGGUGGUGACAGAGAAAGACCUACUGCUGUAUGAGAGUCUACCACGAGGCAAGGAAGCAUGGCAGAGCCCUGCACACCAGUAUCCACUUUUAGCAACCCGUUUGGUCCACUCAGGCCCUGACCGGGGGUCGCCACACUCCGGCACAGAGCUUUUCUUUGCCACUCGGACUGGCACAAGACUCGGCAUCGAGACUCAUCUGUUCCGGGCGGAGACCUCCAAGGAUCUGUCCCUGUGGACCAGACAACUAGUCAACGGAUGUCACGCGUCAGCUGAGAUGAUCAAAGAAGUCACGACAAGUUGUCUAUACCAGAGCCAGGAGUGCCGGCUGGUGAUUCACUACGAGCAGGGAUUCUCCGUGCUGGCUGACCCCAAACUGGGAGAAGGUGAAAAUAGGGAGGAGGGAGGGGCUCACACACCCACCAGGCCUCAGGUGCUCCUGUCCUACCCCUACGAACAACUAAAGAUGUCCUCGGAUGAUGGCGUUCGCAUGCUCUUCCUCGACUUUGGAGGCGAGGAAGGGGAGAUUCAACUGGACCUCCACUCUUGUCCAAAGCCGAUUGUCUUCAUCCUCCACUCCUUCCUCUCUGCUAAGAUCUACCGUCUGGGUCUGGUGGCCUGAGCGCUCUAAAGGGACAUUUUGGGGGGUUUUUUUAGAAAAAGAAACCCACCUUGUUUCUCCAGCCCGCCUGCAGCAGUAGUACACCGCGUCAAACUCCGGUCGAGUACUGAAGCGGAGUUGAAUGUAGCCUCUUUCUGGACCUCCAACUCAAAGUUAAUGAAACACUGGAGAACCCAAUCCAGGUAGGACUUGCUUUGAGUGACUGUUUUUGGGGGGAUAAGCCCUCCCUUGAAGAACCACAGAAGAAACCAUGGACUGGAGGGAGCGGGAUUGUGUAUACAGACGGAUGGACACAGCAUCACUGUCACGUCCAGGAUUAGGAGGAUUGGACACUAUUGAGAUGAAUUCCCUUUUAAUUCAAUCAAAAUGUUAUAGCGAAUGGCCUUCCAUUUACCAAAUAUAUAAUUUAUUCACCAUUAGCUCUAAAAGGACACUCAUUUCACUCUGUCAUUUUUCUUCACCAAACACUUGGAAAAAACGUCAGGCAUUUGUCUUUGUUAGCGUCCACUGAUUGGUCUUGUUAGCGAUGUCAUCAUUAAUCAUUUAAACUGGUUGGGACGAACGCCUGCACAGUCCAACAAUGUCACAACUGAAUCAAAUUCAAAAUAUACCCGCAUUCUUAUAAAGACAUAUAGAUGCAUGUAAUUUGCCCCCAAAUAGUUUCAUAACCAAACGAUAAGAUAAUGUGCUGAAUACUCUGGUAAAUGUAUGUUUGUUCUUUUUAGGAAAAUAAGCCUUUUCACUUUCUCGCCAAGAGUUUGAUGAGCUGCAGCCAGUUUCUUCUUGAAUGGCGGGGUUGAAAACCACUCGCUAUAAGCUAGCUCGUUAAUCAGAACGCUUUAGAGGUGCUAGAGGGUGGAUUUUGUUACUUCCCCUUUGGACACUGUUUGUUUCCUGUAAGAUAAGAUCUCAAGCUCCUGCUUAUGGCCUUACAGUAUAUUUAAUUGACAGAUAUGAGAGAGAUAUUUAUCUACUGAUCUAUUUCCCAAAACUAUUCCUCAAAGGGGCUGCAGUCUUAAUCCUUUCUCAUUUAUUUCAUAGUGGAUUGAGAUUAAUUAUAUCUGAUCAAUCAAGUGGAAUCGUUAAAAUCUAAGGGAACAGAUCUUCUUUGCCAUGAGUACUUAUAAUACUCAUUUCGUAGCCUGAAACUUAAUCAAAAGAUGCUACGAUAUUCACAUCAAGUAUUAUU